Amaranthus tricolor (Joseph's coat) is the source of this 465-nucleotide messenger RNA. Its product is annotated as allene oxide cyclase, chloroplastic-like. NCBI's taxonomy places the organism in Eukaryota, Viridiplantae, Streptophyta, Magnoliopsida, Caryophyllales, Amaranthaceae. The record is from RefSeq and is a predicted model, not a curated record. Gene Ontology annotation, biological process: jasmonic acid biosynthetic process. Gene Ontology annotation, molecular function: allene-oxide cyclase activity.
AUGGGGCAGACUUUAAAUAAGAUCAUGAGUGAAUUUGCUGAGUACAAUGGAGAUUUUGAGCAUGUACAAUACCUUGUAAAUAAACAGAUUUACACCAGUGAUCUACAAAAGAGACUAGGAAUAUCAGCAGGAAUAUGCAUUCUAAUCCAAAACAAACCAGAAGAGAAUGGAGACAAUGGAGAUUAUGGUCACAUUUCACUCCAAGGAUCAUACUUAACCUAUGACCACACGCACUUAGCCAUAACGGGGGGGUUGGGUAUCUUUGAAGGUGCAUAUGGACUGGUUAAAUUGCAGCAAAUUGUAUACCCAUUCAAGAUUUUCUACACACUUUACUUGAAGGGUAUUAAGGGUGAACUUCCUAAGGAGUUACUUUGUAAGCCUGUUGAACCUCAUCCUGGUGUUGAGCCUUCUCCUGAGGCUAAGGCCACUCUCCCUAGAGCAUGCAUCCCUAAUUUUACUGACUAA